AUGCCAGAAUAUACAGCACUCACACAGUCCGAUCAAGGACCUCGCUCUACGAGUUCUACUACAAUAGCGAUUGAUGAUUCCGCUACAAAAAUUUGCUUCAACCUUUCUAACUACUGUUUUGAAGCCCCGGCCAUCGAUGCCAUUGAAUAUUUGACCGGGAACCUCUAUGAUACAUACUCAAAUGGAGAUAAAUACAUUGGACCACCCACUGCGGAACGAGAACAAAGUUGGAGAGACCUUUGGCAACAUGAAGCCACCAUGGUCGAAAACUGGGCGAUGCCAAUCUUAAAUCGCACCGACCCGGAGCCAUAUGAAUCGGUUAAAUCGGAUGGAAAGGAGGGUUUUACAGCCAUAUCCAAAGUCUACCAUCAGCUCGGGUGUCUCGACUUAAUCCGUCAAUAUACCUGGCUCCAGGCAGGGAAAUAUCCACAACAUCUAAUCUCGUUGGAAAUGCAGAAGCCAGCAGACGAGAUGCGCGGUUAUAUCAAUCGAUGCAUUGAAGAUCUGCGUAUCAGCCUUCUCUGUUACAGCGAUAUGACGCCGCUACUUGUCACGAAGGAGCGAGACCUAGCCUCGGGGUUCAAGGUGGAAUUAAAUAGCCAUUAUAAGUGCCGGAACUUUCAGAAAUUGCAAGAAUGGACCAACUCGCAUGGGGUUGAGCAUUGGGAGAAACACGACGAAUUCCACCAACACGACCGGCUGUAA
Molecule: messenger RNA, 705 nt
Organism: Talaromyces rugulosus
Lineage: Eukaryota; Fungi; Ascomycota; Eurotiomycetes; Eurotiales; Trichocomaceae
Exons: 4
Coding region: 1-705 (234 amino acids)
Biological process (GO): mycotoxin biosynthetic process
Source: RefSeq, a predicted model, not a curated record